GGUAAUACGACGCCAGCCGCCAUAUCUGUCUUUCUGUACCGGUUGAAGGAGACUGGAGUCAUGAGAGGAAUCCGAUCCCUCCACAAUAUCCCCAAACGCUGCUAUGCGGCUGCCAGGAGGAGUCCAGCUCUCACUGAACCCCUCGCUCUGCCGUCCUUAGCUAAACCUCUCCCUCCCCAAAAUGUCCAGGUGUCUAAACUUCCCAACGGUCUGGUGAUAGCAUCGCUGGAGAACAACUCCCCGCUGUCCAGUGUCAGUGUGUUUGUGAAAGCUGGGAGUCGCUAUGAGACUGUGGAGAACCAAGGCGUCUCUCAUGUGCUGCGACUGGCAGCAAACCUGACCACUAAGGGUGCAUCUGCCUUCAAGAUCUGUCGUGGUUUGGAGGCACUGGGGGGCAGCCUGAGUGUGACAUCAUCAAGGGAGACCACCGUCUACACGGCAGGAUGCAUGAGAGACAACAUAGAUUUAUUAUUUGAGUAUCUGGUCAACGUGAUCACAGCUCAGGACUUUCGGCCGUGGGAGGUGUCCGGACUGACGUCAAGAGUGAAGAUCGACAAGGCUCUGGCUCAGCAGUGUCCUCAGAUAGGUGUUAUUGAGAAGUUGCAUGAAGCAGCGUACAAAAAUACCCUGUCCAACUCUCUGUACUGCCCGGACUACAUGGUCGGCCAUGUCUCUUCUGCACAGCUGCAUUCAUUUGUUGCGGACAAUUUCACCACUGGGAGAAUGGCUCUUGUAGGACUAGGUGUGAAGCACUCUGUCCUAAGGCAGUUGGGCGAGGGGCUCCUGAGUGAGCGCAGCGGGGCGGGAGCGCCUGUGGCUCAGGCUGUGUACCGCGGAGGUGAGCUGCGGGUGCAGAACACCGAUGACCUGGUCCACGCCCUGAUUACCAGCGAGGGCGGUGUGACAGGAAGCGCAGAGGCUAAUGCCUUCACCGUGCUGCAGAGGAUCCUGGGAGCUGGGCCACAUAUUAAGAGAGGCUCCAACAUCACCAGCAAGCUGAGCCAGGGUAUUGCCAAAGCCACCACACAGCCAUUUGAUGCCACAGCCUUCAAUGCCUCAUACACCGACUCCGGCCUGUUUGGCAUAUAUACCAUUGCACAAGCUGACUCAGCAGGAGAGGUGAUCCAAGCUGCCGUUGCUCAGGUGAGCGGUGUGGCAGAGGGAAAUGUAUCGGAGGAGGACGUCAUCAGAGCAAAGAACCAGGUGAAGGCAGAGUACCUGAUGUCAAUAGAGAGCGCCGAGAGUCUGAUGGAGGAGAUCGGGGCUCAGGCUCUGAGCACUGCAGCGUACCAGCUCCCUGACGCCAUCCUCCAGGCCAUAGAUGGUGUCACCCAUGACGAAGUGGUCAAGGCUGCGAACAAAUUUGUGGAUGGCAAGAAGACCAUGGCAUCUUGUGGACAGCUGUUGAAUACACCUUUCGUUGAUGAAUUAUGAAGAUAAAUCAUAAGAACGGUUGGUUUUAUUUCUGGCUCGCUGUGCCGGGAUGCUUCAAAGGGAAAGAGGACAUUAAAGCCUCCUGCAACAAUUCAUCUGAUGUCACCAAUCAUGUGUCUGUCCUGCAGUAAGUGCACCAACAAGGACCUGGAGAAUCAUAAUGCAAUAUCUUUUUUGUUUUCUGUCAAUUGAACUGUAUAUCUAUGUAAAUUAAAGAAUAUGAUAACCACUG
This is a messenger RNA of Gymnodraco acuticeps, 1666 nucleotides long. RefSeq names its product cytochrome b-c1 complex subunit 2, mitochondrial. The transcript has 14 exons. Lineage: Eukaryota; Metazoa; Chordata; Actinopteri; Perciformes; Bathydraconidae. Gene Ontology annotation, molecular function: metal ion binding. Gene Ontology annotation, cellular component: mitochondrion. Bases 61 to 1434 code for a protein of 457 amino acids. The record is from RefSeq and is a predicted model, not a curated record.